AUGGACGAGGAAUCGAGGCCCGCUGCGUGUCCUGAGCCUCCACCGCUCCCAUACUCCUUGCGCUCGAGGAAGAAAUCCAUCGCCAUCUUCUGGACCAUCUUCGUGAUUGAUACUCUGGCCCAGCCGCUUGUCCUCUACUGGGCGCUCUGGUAUGCCACGGAUCUUUCGCAUAACCUGGUAUUCAGUAUUGUGACGGCUUCGUUAGGAGGUGUAUCGGUAUUCGAAUACUUCUAUCGUCUCUACAACUUGUUCCGCAAGGACUCGCGAGCCCGGCCAUUGAACGCUAGGAAGGGAUGGCUGGAUUUCUUCCAUAUCAAUUUCACCAUCGUCUGGUUGAUACUGGCGAUUGAGCUAAUUGUAGGAACCGUUCCUGCAGAACCAUAUGUCCGACUAGUUGCCAUGGUCCUUCCGACGGUGAUGUUUUACUUCGGCAGCAUGUACCUGGCACUCGACAUCCUUCGUGUUUGUGGUGUUAAAGCGCCUUUUCGGAUUUCAUCAACGCCCAAAGGCUCGACAAUGCCGACCGCCCUAUAUGUUUUGAUCGAGGAUGUAGUGGCAGUUGAUGGGGGUGGUGGUCAGAUUUACCGAUAUGCGCUUCGCACCCGAUAUCUAUCUAGCCCGUACUUCCGGCGUAUGCUGUUCCAGAUGAACUGUUUCUGGGCUGGGGGAUCUAUCGUUGUCGCUGCCGCCAUUACGGCAAUCAUAUUUACUGUUUCAGAGCCAGUUGCAUACACUCUAGGAUGGUCGUUGCCGUUCGCAUGGGCUGGCCUCUGGACGUUGGUCACGAUACCUUGGGUCCAAAGCGAUCUUCGGCGCGAGAAAAAGGCUUGGGCAGAAAACCGGGGCCAGGGAGGUAUCCCGUACACCGAUGACCCUGAUGCGCCCAGUGGUGGUCGGACCAGGCUUGAGGCGAUGCAGGAUCAUCUGCCAAGUUUCGUGCCUUGGUUCCGGGAGAAGCAGGCUCCCCCGUCUACACCGAGUGAUCAUUGA
Aspergillus luchuensis is the source of this 990-nucleotide messenger RNA. RefSeq lists its product as uncharacterized. The record is from RefSeq and is a predicted model, not a curated record. Bases 1 to 990 code for a protein of 329 amino acids. Lineage: Eukaryota; Fungi; Ascomycota; Eurotiomycetes; Eurotiales; Aspergillaceae. The transcript is spliced from 6 exons.